Molecule: messenger RNA, 636 nt
Organism: Penicillium macrosclerotiorum
Lineage: Eukaryota; Fungi; Ascomycota; Eurotiomycetes; Eurotiales; Aspergillaceae
Product: glycoside hydrolase family 11 protein
Exons: 2
Coding region: 1-636 (211 amino acids)
Biological process (GO): xylan catabolic process
Molecular function (GO): hydrolase activity, hydrolyzing O-glycosyl compounds
Source: RefSeq, a predicted model, not a curated record
AUGAAGGUCACUGCAGCUCUCACAGGCUUCAUAGCCGCGGUACUCGCCGCCCCUAGCACCGAACCUGGCCUGUUACCGCGAAGUGCUGGUAUCAACUAUGUCCAGAACUACAACGGCAACCUUGGUUAUUUCACUUACAACGAGGCUGCCGGAACAUAUUCCAUGUACUGGGAGGACGGAGUUAGCUCCGAUUUUGUCGUUGGAUUGGGCUGGAGCACUGGCUCUUCGAAGUCUAUCACCUACUCUGCCAGCUACAGCGCCUCUGGCUCUGGCUCCUACCUCGCUGUGUACGGUUGGGUGAACUCUCCCCAGGCCGAGUACUACAUCGUCGAGGACUACGGUACUUACAACCCUUGCAGCUCGGCCACAAGCCUUGGUACCCUAUCCUCUGAUGGAGCCACCUACCAAGUCUGCACCGACACUAGGACCAACCAGCCAUCGAUCACGGGGACGAGCACUUUCACGCAGUACUUCUCCGUUCGACAGAGCCCGCGCACAUCUGGAACGGUGACUGUUGCCAAUCACUUCAACUUCUGGGCAAAGCAUGGGUUCGGCAACAGUAAUUUCAAUUAUCAAGUCAUGGCGGUGGAAGCAUGGAGUGGUGCUGGCAGCGCCAGUGUCACGAUCUCUUCCUGA